Oncorhynchus masou masou (cherry salmon) is the source of this 7095-nucleotide messenger RNA. It is a transcript of the gene wdr47a, whose product is annotated as WD repeat domain 47a. Lineage: Eukaryota; Metazoa; Chordata; Actinopteri; Salmoniformes; Salmonidae. Gene Ontology annotation, molecular function: protein binding. The coding region runs from base 270 to 3911 and encodes 1213 amino acids. The record is from RefSeq and is a predicted model, not a curated record. The transcript is spliced from 17 exons.
GUGGUGUCUCGCUUCAAAAAUAAAUACGCGGGUGGAAGAAAUUGUAACGCCGCGGAAUUCACGCCACUUGAGAGCAUGGAAUAGUCAGUCAACAGAUUGUACGUGCCGUUGAAGAUUGUUCGGAACCGUUCCUGUUGCUAAACGUUUUACGAUAGAAUCGACGUAAUGAAUACACCCUCGACCAGCCGCUCUCCUGUCGGCUGGCUAUCAUCUGAAUCUGUUAGUGGCUUUGGGUGUCUGACUACUUACUCUUCGUGCCCGCCGUCACCAUGACAGCAGAGGAGAUCAUCAAUGUGAAGGAGGUGGAGAUCAUCAAGGUGAUCCUGGACUUCCUCAACUCCAGGAAACUUCACAUCAGCAUGCUGGCCCUGGAGAAAGAGAGCGGAGUCAUCAACGGACUGUAUUCUGACGACAUGCUGUUCCUCAGACAGCUGGUGUUGGAUGGGCAGUGGGACGAGGUGCUCCAGUUCAUUCAGCCGUUGUUUGUGUUGUUUAUCUCUGUCCAGACAGCUGGUGUUGGAUGGGCAGUGGGACGAGGUGCUCCAGUUCAUUCAGCCGUUGUUUGUGCUGUUUAUCUCUGUCCAGACAAGCUGGUGUUGGAUGGGCAGUGGGACGAGGUGCUCCAGUUCAUUCAGCCGUUGUUUGUGUUGUUUAUCUCUGUCCAGACAGCUGGUGUUGGAUGGGCAGUGGGACGGGGUGCUCCAGUUCAUUCAGCCGUUGUUUAUUCAGCCGUUGUUUGUGCUGUUUAUCUCUGUCCAGACAGCUGGUGUUGGAUGGGCAGUGGGACGAGGUGCUCCAGUUCAUUCAGCCGUUGUUUGUGCUGUUUAUCUCUGUCCAGACAGCUGGUGUUGGAUGGGCAGUGGGACGAGGUGCUCCAGUUCAUUCAGCCGUUGUUUGUGCUGUUUAUCUCUGUCCAGACAGCUGGUGUUGGAUGGGCAGUGGGACGAGGUGCUCCAGUUCAUUCAGCCGUUGUUUGUGUUGUUUAUCUCUGUCCAGACAGCUGGUGUUGGAUGGGCAGUGGGACGAGGUGCUCCAGUUCAUUCAGCCGUUGUUUGUGCUGUUUAUCUCUGUCCAGACAGCUGGUGUUGGAUGGGCAGUGGGACGAGGUGCUCCAGUUCAUUCAGCCGUUGUUUGUGUUGUUUAUCUCUGUCCAGACAGCUGGUGUUGGAUGGGCAGUGGGACGAGGUGCUCCAGUUCAUUCAGCCGUUGUUUGUGUUGUUUAUCUCUGUCCAGACAGCUGGUGUUGGAUGGGCAGUGGGACGAGGUGCUCCAGUUCAUUCAGCCGUUGUUUGUGUUGUUUAUCUCUGUCCAGACAGCUGGUGUUGGAUGGGCAGUGGGACGAGGUGCUCCAGUUCAUUCAGCCGUUGGACUGCAUGGACACGUUUGACAGGAAAAGGUUCCGUUACAUCGUCCUGAAGCAGAAGUUUCUGGAGGCCCUGUGUGUGAACAACGCCAUGUCUGCUGAGGACGAGCCACAGCAUUUGGAGUUCACCAUGCAAGAGGCAGUGAAGUGUCUUCAUGCUCUGGAGGAGGUCUGUCCCUCUAAAGAUGACUACAGCAAGCUAUGUCUGCUCCUCACCCUGCCUCGUCUCACCAACCACGCUGAGUUCAAGGACUGGAACCCCAGCACGGCGCGGGUGCACUGUUUUGAAGAGGCGUGCACCAUGGUGGCAGAGUUCAUCCCUGCAGACAGGAAGCUGAGCGAAGCUGGGUUCAGGGCCUCAGGGAACCGCCUCUUCCAGCUCCUCAUUAAAGGAGUUCUGUAUGAGUGCUGCGUAGAGUUCUGCCAGAGCAAGGCGACAGGCGAGGAGAUCACGGAGGGCGAGGUGCUCCUGGGGGUGGACAUGCUGUGUGGGAACGGCUGUGACGACCUGGACCUGUCCUUACUGUCCUGGAUGCAGAACCUGUCCCACAGCGUCUUCUCCUGCGCCUUCGAGCAGAAGCUGCUCCAGAUCCACGUGGACCGCCUGGUCAAGCCCGCCAAGGCCGGCUACGCAGACCUGCUCACCCCGCUAAUCAGCAAGCUGUCCCCCUACCCCUCCUCGCCCCUCCGCCGCCCCCAGUCCGCCGACGCCUACAUGUCCCGCUCCCUGAACCCGGCCCUGGACGGGCUGUCCUAUGGUCUGUCUGGCCAGGAGAAGAGGGGCCCAGGGGGGGACAUGGCGGGGGGGAAGGGGGUGUCUAACUACCACACGGGGGGCCAGAGUCUGAGCAGGAGUCUGAUGCUGGAGAGCUCCGAUUGCCACAGCAUCUUUGAGGAGUCGCCUGAGAGCUCCAGGACGGACACGCCCGUGGAUAAGAUGAUGAGUUCGGGCACCCUGCGCCCUGACUCCGCCCCUGGAGAGGACGCCCCAUCACCAGGCUCUACAGAGAGGAACGAGCUGCAUGACUCGACAGAGAAGUUUGAGGAGUUCUACCGGCAGCGUCUGAGGGUCCAGCAGCACCUGGAACAGAAGCAGCAGCAGAGACAACUCUACCAGCAGAUGCUGCUGGAGGGAGGGGUACAACACAGUGACCAGCCAGCCCCCGGGACAGACGCCAUGCAGCACAGCCUCACUGAGACGUUCCUCAACAGGUCUAUUCAGAAGCUGGAGGAGUUGAACGUUGGGAUGGAGAGUCUAGAGGAGGAUGUCCAGUCUCUGGCCCAGCAGUGCAAUGGUACCGGCCCCUCUCCCGAGAACAACAAUAUCGGUGACCCCGUAGGCUUGACCCCUGACCCCGCCGUGACCCUGACCCCCGAGCAGGGCCAGCCCCAUGGAGGAGGGGUGGUCAGCAGCACGCCACAACGCACCGCAGCGGGUCGGGGGGUACACCCACCGAACGAAUCCCCAGUGGUCUGCCAGAGUCCUCAAGUAGCCGGACAGCCUUCCACAUUAGACGACUCACCAGGAGCCCUAACCCGAAGUACGGAGGGGGACAAGCCCAAGGCCCUGUUUGUAGCUGUGAACACUUUGGAGGACACUCAGGCAGUGCGCGCUGUAGCCUUCCACCCCACGGGGGCGCUAUACGCUGUGGGCUCCAACUCUAAGACGCUACGCGUGUGUGCCUACCCAGAUGCACCACUGGAUACCAGUGGGGUGUCGGGUAUGACCAAGCAGCCGGAGGUUCGUUUUAAGAGGAAUAAGCACCAUAAAGGUUCUAUCUACUGUGUGGCCUGGAGUCACUGUGGAAAGCUACUAGCCACCGGCUCCAAUGACAAAUAUGUCAAAGUCCUGCCCUUCAGUGCCGAGACCUGCAACGCCACAGGUCCCGACCUGGAGUUCAGUAUGCACGACGGCACCAUCAGAGACCUGGCGUUCAUGGAGGGACCAGAGAGUGGAGGGGCCAUCCUGACCAGCGCCGGAGCCGGAGACUGUAACAUCUACACCACUGACUGCCAGAGAGGACAGGGGCUGCACGCUCUCAGCGGACACACAGGUCACGUUCUGUCUCUGUAUACGUGGGGAGGGUGGAUGAUAGCGUCAGGCUCUCAGGACAAGACUGUGAGGUUCUGGGACCUGAGGAUACCCACUUGUGUUAGAGUGGUGGGCACUGCCUUCCAUGGAUCAGGCAGUCCCGUUGCCUCGGUAGCGGUUGACCCUAGCGGUCGUCUCCUAGCGACGGGCCAGGAGGACAGCGGCUGUAUGCUCUAUGACAUCAGAGGGGGGCGCGUUGUGCAGACGUACCGGCCCCACUCCAGCGACGUGCGCUCCGUUAGGUUCUCCCCCGGGGCACAUUACCUGCUCACUGGUUCCUACGACACCAAGGUCAUGAUCAGCAACCUGCAAGGUGACUUGACGAAGCCGUUGCCCCUGACUCUGGUAGGGGAGCACGGUGACAAGGUGAUCCAGUGCAGGUGGCAUACACACGACCUGUCCUUCCUCUCCUCCUCUGCUGACCGUACCGUCACACUCUGGACACACAACCCCUAACAGACACACACGACCUGUCCUUCGUUUCCUCCUCUGCUGACCGUCACACUCUGGACACACAACCCCUAACAGACACACGACCUGUCCUUCCUCUCCUCCUCUGCUGACCGUCACACUCUGGACACACAACCCCUAACAGACACACACGACCUGUCCUUCCUUUCCUCCUCUGCUGACCGUACCAUCACACUCUGGACACACAACCCCUAACAGACACACACGACCUGUCCUUCCUCUCCUGACCGUCACACUCUGGACACACAACCCCUAACAGACACACACGACCUGUCCUUCCUCUCCUCCUCUGCUGACCGUACCGUCACACUCUGGACACACAACCCCUAACAGACACACACGACCUGUCCUUCCUUUCCUCCUCUGCUGACCGUACCGUCACACUCUGGACACACAACCCCUAACAGACACACACGACCUGUCCUUCCUCUCCUCCUCUGCUGACCGUCACACUCUGGACACACAACCCCUAACAGACACACACGACCUGUCCUUCCUCUCCUCCUCUGCUGACCGUCACACUCUGGACACACAACCCCUAACAGACACACACGACCUGUCCUUCCUCUCCUCCUCUGCUGACCGUCACACUCUGGACACACAACCCCUAACAGACACACACGACCUGUCCUUCCUUUCCUCCUCUGCUGACCGUACCGUCACACUCUGGACACACAACCCCUAACAGACACACACGACCUGUCCUUCCUCUCCUCCUCUGCUGACCGUCACACUCUGGACACACAACCCCUAACAGACACACACGACCUGUCCUUCCUCUCCUCCUCUGCUGACCGUCACACUCUGGACACACAACCCCUAACAGACACACACGACCUGUCCUUCCUCUCCUCUGCUGACCGUACCGUCACACUCUGGACACACAACCCCUAACAGACACACACGACCUGUCCUUCCUCUCCUCCUCUGCUGACCGUCACACUCUGGACACACAACCCCUAACAGACACACACGACCUGUCCUUCCACUCCUCCUCUGCUGACCGUCACACUCUGGACACACAACCCCUAACAGACACACACGACCUGUCCUUCCUCUCCUCCUCUGCUGACCGUCACACUCUGGACACACAACCCCUAACAGACACACGACCUGUCCUUCCACUCCUCCUCUGCUGACCGUCACACUCUGGACACACAACCCCUAACAGACACACACGACCUGUCCUUCCUCUCCUCCUCUGCUGACCGUCACACUCUGGACACACAACCCCUAACAGACACACACUCACGCAACACAACCCCUAAUGCAUGCACAUAGCUUGUGAACACACACAAAUAUAGACACACACACACAACCCCUAAGUCACAUAUAGUGGACAUGCAUAACCUGUAAUACACAACCUGGACACACACAUGCACCCUUCUCCUGACACUCUUUUUCCUCUUGCAGCAAGCAGGACAGUUUGUCCCGCUGUACAUUUGGUUGUGUGGCUGUCUGUGGGUAUCGUUUAGCUGUAUUUAGGUUUGAUUUCGUAUCUUGCUCAGCUCCCCUCAACAUCACUGCUUCUGUGAACAACUCUCACUUUAGCAAAUGCAUCCCCUAGGUGUGUGUGUGAGUGAAAAGGAGAGAGUGAAAAAGUGCACCAACUGACCAUUCCCUUCGCUCUAUCAUGCCAUUCCUCCACUCGCCCAUGACUCUUCACAUAUUCAUCUACAAAUGAUCUACUCCAUGUUUUGAAUAAGGAGAGGGAUGUUUUGCUACAGUGCAUUGUUUCAUAUGGUGUCUCGAGUUAUCCAGUCUCCCAAUACAGAAACCCAUGUGGGUCCCUCUCCAUUUCAGGUCAAAAAGUUAUCUGUGAGAUCUUUUCAAGAACAAAUUGACAUUCCUAAUUAGUUUGCACAGUCAGUGUUUUUGUUACAGCAUGUGUUACUAUGCUGCUAUUAUUUGAGAAGAAACCAAGGCAACGAUGUUGAGAUCUAAACUGCUCAGUACAUCAGGUCCUCCUUGAGAAGAAACCAAGGCAACGAUGUUGAGAUCUAAACUGCUCAGUACAUCAGGUCCUCCUUGAAGAAACCAAGGCAACGAUGUUGAGAUCUAAACUGCUCAGUACAUCAGGUCCUCCUUGAGAAGAAACCAAGGCAACGAUGUUGAGAUCUAAACUGCUCAGUACAUCAGGUCCUCCUUGAGAAGAAACCAAGGCAACGAUGUUGAGAUCUAAACUGCUCAGUACAUCAGGUCCUCCUUGAGAAGAAACCAAGGCAACGAUGUUGAGAUCUAAACUGCUCAGUACAUCAGGUCCUCCUUGAGAAGAAACCAAGGCAACGAUGUUGAGAUCUAAACUGCUGAGUACAUCAGGUCCUCCUUGCCAGAGAUGAAUCUGUUGCAGAGGUCGAUCAAUUAGCUAUCGGUUGCUUAGCUGUUGUCAAUACUACUACUGUGGGAGUUUCCGAUGCCUAACGUUACUGUACAAGUCUGCCCACCGUAUUUCUGCUUUAGGCUUUGUAAAUAUCGGAGUUUUUAAUGCUGAGUCCGUGUUUGGUGCAAAAUGCUGUCUUCAGACAGUUGUUGUGGUGGUUCUUGCUAUGGCUUGCCUGCAAAUAGGAAAAAUAAAAUGGUUGUUUUAUAUCGACUUGGAAGGGAAUAGCACAUCUACUUGUUGGCUUGGCCAGCUUCAGUGUGCGGUUAAGCAACACUCCCUGUGGAGUGUAGCUUUGCUUUCAUCUGCAAUGUUACUGGUUGCUACCUAGAUGGCAGGCUCUGCCUAUUUUGAAAGGGAGUAGCUUGUGCACAAUAUCUUCGAAAACGAUAUCUUCAAUAUCUUCGAAAACGAUCAACCGUAUUCAGGGUGUUUUGCGUUUCUUACUUUCAGUUUCUGUGUUUUGCACUUUGUCACUAGACACACCAUUUAAUACAGGUUUUGUUUGAUUUAGCAAAAUGCAGGCUUGAGUUUUAGGCUUUGUUCUUUGUACAGUUUCUCAUUUUAAAUUAAAAGGCCAAACUAAUAAAUAGAUGUAUUUAUUUAUCUUUUAUUAUUUUAAAAUGUUCUUGUAAUAUAGGCAUCCUGUUCUGUUGAUAUGAAAUUAGAUAGUGGUUCCAUUAUGUAGCUUUUCUAAACCUUGUUUUAAGUGACUAAGAGAAAUGAGCUUAUUGAACUGUGAUCGCUGCUGUGGUAUCUAAAUAAAAUCCUCUGACAUUUCAUACGGAA